GUUUUUUGAAUUCCCCUCGUAAAUGCAGAUAUCCACGACCCGUCUUAAGUAUUGCGUAAUAUUCAUAAUGAAUGAAAGCACAAGGUUACAACCAAUGAUUUUUAAAGUUCGAUAACUGGAUCAUUAUGUAACCUGAUAAAAUGAUGAGCGGUUACGGUAAUUAGAAGCAGCUUUAGUGGAAUGAAAGCAUCUUUGGAAGACGUAGAUGAAUCAUUUCGCAUUUCAGUAGAAAAUGAAGCUGUUGAUCGUUAUGGAUUUUUUGGAGGUGAACAGUUCUGUGAACCAAAUGUCAAUAGGCUUUCUGCCUUAUCUUUAGAGAAAAUUCGUCGUAAAGAAAGAAAGUGGCAAAAUGUCUUAACAGAAUGGGAUAAAUGGAUGUCAUACAAAACAGAUCGAGUUAGAAAUCGCUGUAGAAAAGGUAUCCCGCCGGCUAUACGUCCCAGAGUUUGGCAAUAUCUAUGCGGAAGUUAUGUGUUAAUUCGCCAAGAAUGUGGUAAAUAUCAGACACUGUUGAAAAUGUCAGAUGAUCCAAAAACAAUUUCACAAAUAAAGUUAGAUGUUAACAGACAAUUACCUAAUCAUGUAAUAUUUGGAUCGAAUAACUCUACAGGAAAAGAAUCUUUGUUCAAUGUUCUUAAAGCGUAUUGUCAACUAUAUCCAGAUAUUGGUUAUUGUCAGGCUCAAGCGCCGAUUGCUGCAGCACUACUUAUCCAUAUGACAGAGGAAGAAGCAUUUUGGACUUUUGUCUGUUUGUGCAAUCGAUACAUGGUUGAUUAUUUCAAAACAGGUCUUGAACGCGUAAAAAUUGAACUGAACAUGCUGUUUAUUCUAGUGAAGAAAUAUCAACCAGAGAUAUACAAACAUAUGGUGAAAUGCAAUACAGAACCAAUACUAUUUGCUGUCGACUGGUUCAUGUGCCUAUACACGCGUAAUUUACCAUGGUCUACAGUUCUUCGUAUAUGGGAUAUGUUUUUCUUUGAAGGCGCUAAAGUUCUGUUUCGUAUAGCUCUUACUAUUUUUGAACUUCUACUGGGAGAUUCGAUUUCAAGAAAUAAAUUGAAUUCAAUGAAUAAAUUAAUGGAAUCAUUACGUAAACUUCCCAAAACGAUAGUCAAUGAAGAUGUACUUAUUAGCCGUUCACUUCGUUAUACAUUUAUCACUAAACAAGAACUUGUAAAACUUUAUCGUACACAAUUAAAAUGUAUGCCGAUGACAUAAGUAUAGUUUUAAACAAAUUUGUACUGAUCAUUUACACACACAAUUUCUCAUGUUCAAUUAUAAAUGUUGAUUUUGAAAAAGGAAACAAAUUGAAAAACGAUAAUUUAUAAAUUAUGAUAUAUUCACUUUUCAAUAAUUCUUUGGUCAUCUAAAUGUGAAAACCCUAUUAUUUUUCGAUUUUAUUUUGUUUGUAUAUAUUAUUAAUGUAAACAGAACCUGUGCUUUAAAUGGGAUUGUAUGCUAAUCCCAUUUUAAUGACUUCCUUGGUAGAGUCUUGUUUACUUCAAAUCAGAAGUUGUUCUAUUUCACUUGUGAUCCACAAACUACUAUUUGUUUUUUUUCUUUUUAUUAUGUAUAAAUAAACUUAGCUUUUCAUUAUCUGUCAUUCAUUCAUAACUUUCUCAUUUAUUUUGUCUGAUUCCUUUUUAUUUACUUACUAAAAAUGAUUAUUUUACAAGGUGACAAAAGUUUGAACUUGUAAAAAUUUUAAUUCAAUGUAAAUUUUUUUUCUGUUUAAGCUUGUUGAUUAUUCAAAAGUUAUUUGAGUAAACAAAGAAUACUCUUUUUGAUAACUUCUUCCUCAGAUCCUACAGUUAUAUGUACAUAUUAAAGAAUUAUGUAUCAACA
Molecule: messenger RNA, 1845 nt
Organism: Heterobilharzia americana
Lineage: Eukaryota; Metazoa; Platyhelminthes; Trematoda; Strigeidida; Schistosomatidae
Source: the annotation of a GenBank genome assembly